AUGCGUACGACCUAAACAAUUUUUUCUCUUUGGUUUAAUUUCUGAGAUCGAGCUCUUAAUCGCCUUAAAUUAUUGUUUAUUUUCUUGCUUAAUUAGCCGCAAGGAUCGUCGUUCCAGCGGCUCAGGCUUCUUUUUCCCCGGCUUUAUAGCGUCUGCCAGUUUGUCAGACCAACCGCUAUUUUGUGCUGGCUUUACUUAAGGUUUGGUCAAUUCUAUUGUUCUCUACUUCACCCGCUAUUUUUUUGGAGGAGGCGUAAGAGACACCGCAACUGCAGUUCUUUUAGCCUCUAAAUAUAGAGAGCUCGCGUGAACAGUGGAGAUUUAACCAGACGUUUUUAGGUUUCAGUUCUGGACGCCUUCUAGGAUUCUAAAGCCUGCGGGACGCUGGCGGCCGUCGCUUUGGAAUUAGAAUUUAAUUUGUUUGAUAUUUCGGCGGUCUGUAGCUUCUUCCGAUUGCUCUAAGCUUGAAGAGAGCUUUCCGGCUUCAGUUCAUUUGUAGAACUAUUUGUUUUUUUUCGGCCGCCGCUGAGUGUUUCUGCUCAUCUGCGCUAUAGUUUGGACGGAAUUUGGAUCGAGGAAAAGUGUUAUGGAUGAAAUGCUGAAGAAGUGAAAACUAUGGCAGAACCGUGCAAAUGUUAGAAGAGUGAGAUUUUAUAUGGAAACUGAUGUUCAGCUAAUGUAUGUAGCCGUGUGGAGCUAACGCAAGCUGAAUAUAUGCGAGGACGUUUUUUUUUUUUAGUUUCUGUGGCUUUGUUUAAUGAGGUGAGGCUCAGGACCUGAGAUAAAUACUGGAUAAGAGAAACUAUGUACUUGCCGAAUCAUGCGAUGAUGGAGUCUGUCAACUGCGCGAUUAAUAUGUGCGAGUGGCAUCCAUUGGAAUAACAAAGGCUCCCUUAGAGCUGGAGGAGCCCACCGUUGGAACGCUUUCUUCUUUUUUCUGGUCAUAACUGUGUCAUAAAGAGUCUCCAUAAUUAAAAAAUUGAAAAUCUGCACUUUUCAGUGGAGCUGAGUGUUUAGCUUAAAAGACUUGUAAAACAAUAUGGAGCUGGCAAAUUGAGCCUUUUUAACAAAAAAUCUGCAAAAUUAGGUAGGCUGCAAAUUCCUUGUACCUAAGUUUCUUAAAGGCUCUAAUAAUGUAUGGAAAAGAAGCAGCUGAAAGCUCAGGGAUUCGGUUAUCAGAGCUAGAAGAGGAAGCUAUGGACUGCUGCAGCUGCUUUGGAUUUCUGAGAAAGGUGAAAAAGGAGCCAGAUGUGGAUGACCAUUAUUACGGCAAGCAUAUGUCACAGGAAUAUUUGCUCAAUUAUGCUUCAGACAGAUCUUCGUUAAAGAGGUGGAUGCAAAAUGAUGUUCCAACAAAUGGAAUUCAGCCGCGGUUGAGGGGAUCGAAGUCGAUGCCAGCUGGUUUUGAUGGGAUUUACUGCCGGGAGACUCCUGUCAAGGAAACUUAUACGGUUGUUCGAAGUGAGGACUCGAAUGGCAACAAAAUGAUCAAUGAAUAUGUUCGGGAGUGUAAAAUUGGAACAGGGAGCUAUGGCAAAGUGGUACUUCAUAGAAGCACAAAAGAUGGGAAGCGUUAUGCCAUUAAAGCCUUUCACAAGUCGCGGCUUUCCAAAUUGCGUGUGGCACCUUCAGAAACAGCCAUGACAGAUGUUCUAAGAGAGGUUUCAAUUAUGAAAAAGCUGGAUCAUCCCAAUAUUGUUAAUCUAGUUGAGGUGAUUGAUGACCCAGAUACGGAUAACUUUUACAUGGUUAUGGAAUACGUUGAGGGAAGGUGGAUAUGCGAAGGUUCUGGUCCUCCAGGGGGUAUUGGAGAAGCUACUGCCAGAAGAUAUUUUCGUGAUGUUGUUGCUGGUCUUACAUAUCUUCAUAGUCAUAGUAUCAUACAUGGGGACAUCAAACCAGAGAAUCUUUUGGUUGACAGCAAUGGAAGAGUUAAGAUUGGCGAUUUCAGUGUAAGCCGAAGCUUUGAGGACAACAAUGAUGAGCUUCGAAGAUCUCCGGGCACACCAGUUUUCACUGCUCCAGAAUGCUGUUUAGGCUUGACAUACCAUGGUAAAGCUGCAGAUGUAUGGGCAUUAGGUGUUACACUUUAUUGCAUGGUGCUUGGUCGCUAUCCUUUCAUUGGUGAAACCUUGCAGGAUACUUAUGAUAAGAUAGUAAAUGAUGAAUUAUCAAUUCCGGAGGAUAUGGACCCAGAACUUAAAAACUUACUUGAAGGACUUCUUUGUAAAGAUCCUAACAAAAGAAUGACUUUGGAUAUUGUUGCAAAGCAUCCAUGGGUUGUGAAAGGCUAUGGGCCAAUACAAAAUGAUUUAUGGAGGUGUGAACAUGGCAGCUUUGUACACACUCUUGAAGAGUGUGUUGAGGUGGGAGAUUCUUCUAGUUCUGAAGAUCUGUGUAAAUCAGCGUAGCACAAUAUUUGGUUGUCUGUAAUGUGGAGAAGCUUUAUGAUUGCUUGGGUCAUGGUAGGAACACUUAAAAGUACUUGAAUGAGAGUUGUCUUGACUUCUCAAGGUCUUUGUGUUGAGGUGUUAUUUGCUAUCUGCCUCCUUUACUGUUAUGCUUAAAUUGGGAUACAAGUAUUGUUUGUGUGCAUUUGAGUGCAGCAAACAAGCGGGGUAAUUUGGUGUACUAGAUAUUAGUCUGCAUCCAGGUUGGGUAUGUCAAGCAGGCAAUAAAACGAAUCUAUUUGGACGAAGAGAUACUUUUGAGUGAAGCUGGUUGGCAAUAGGCAGGAAUCGCUGGAUGGAGUCUGUGUGCACUUAUUGGAGAUAGGCAACCAACACUGGUUGUUUGUCUGGUGAGUUAAUCUGAGAUGAAAGUUUAUUUUAUGAAGCUCUCCCCAAGGCUAGAGAACAUUAGGGGAAAGGACCCAAUAGUUGAGCAUGUACCAAUAGUUGAGAUAUCAUUUGUAGAUUUCAAGACCAUUAUUUAUGAUAGUAUAGCACUCGUAGUUGUGAUUUCAAGAUUGUUAGUGUUCACUAUUAUUACUUAUAAUUGAAUGAAAUGUGCUCAUUAGAUCUAAGAAGCAACAAUCAUGUGAUUCCCCAUGAGCACAGCAACAAAACAUUACUGAAUGCACUAGUGUAGGUCACUUUUUUGUCGGAGCCUUUUAUGGCACCUCAACAAAAGCUUGCUGAUGUGGCUUCAUAAUUGACUAUGUUGAUCUGAAACCUUAGGUUUAAGCAGUGAAUUCACCCAAUAAGCUGCUUUAAAAAUUUGAAACAUCUGAAAUCGCCCUGUAUGAUUUUGAGAGGCGUAAAGUUAGGGUGCACACUGCACAACUAGUGGGUCCUCUCCCCUACAUGAAGUGGAUUGUAACAAGGUUUUGCUUUUCCUGUGAUGGAAGUAUGCAAUAUGUCUUGCUUUAGGAGUGAAUAUCCAUAGGUCAGCAUGCUUAAAAUGUUUUUAACCAGGAUCUUGGAUAUUGAAGAAUCGGAUUGGCAGGAUAUUCGGAGGAUUCAAAUGUCUUUGCACUGUACAUAAUGUGAAUAAAUUUUUUUGUCCAGUUUUGCUUUAGUGUGGUUCUAUGGUGUAAAACAAUCAAAGCUGUUUAAAAUCUUUAUUUCCAUGACUUUCACAAUGAGUACACAGUUUGAGAAUUGAAAAGCUGUUGGAGAGCUUCUGUAUUGAAGUUUAAUUGGACGGGCUUGUAAAUCUAUGGUAAAGAAACAUGUACGCCAUUUGUAUCAUUAGGUUUGUUCAGACUUGAAUGAGUUUUGCAGAUA
This is a messenger RNA of Cryptomeria japonica (Japanese cedar), 3728 nucleotides long. RefSeq names its product serine/threonine-protein kinase GRIK1. Gene Ontology annotation, biological process: intracellular signal transduction; protein phosphorylation. Bases 1134 to 2411 code for a protein of 425 amino acids. Gene Ontology annotation, cellular component: cytoplasm. The record is from RefSeq and is a predicted model, not a curated record. Lineage: Eukaryota; Viridiplantae; Streptophyta; Pinopsida; Cupressales; Cupressaceae. Gene Ontology annotation, molecular function: protein serine/threonine kinase activity; ATP binding. The transcript has 13 exons.